Messenger RNA from Notothenia coriiceps (black rockcod), 1587 nucleotides. RefSeq names its product myosin-9-like. The record is from RefSeq and is a predicted model, not a curated record. The transcript has 13 exons. Gene Ontology annotation, molecular function: microfilament motor activity; ATP binding; actin filament binding. Lineage: Eukaryota; Metazoa; Chordata; Actinopteri; Perciformes; Nototheniidae. Gene Ontology annotation, biological process: actin filament organization. The annotation marks the transcript as partial. Gene Ontology annotation, cellular component: membrane; cytoplasm; myosin complex.
CUGACCCUCCUCCACAAGACCAAGAAACACCAGGGGGAGCUGGAGAAGCAGCUGCUGCAGGCCAACCCUAUCCUCGAAGCCUUCGGAAACGCCAAGACCGUCAAAAACGACAACUCUUCCCGAUUCGGAAAAUUCAUCAGGAUCAACUUUGAUGUCAAUGGCUACAUCGUUGGAGCCAAUAUUGAAACUUACCUGUUGGAGAAAUCCCGUGCCAUUCGUCAGGCCAAAGACGAGAGGACCUUCCAUCUCUUCUACUACCUGCUCACGGGGGCCGGGGAUAAACUGCGAGAGGACCUCCUCCUUGAGAACUACAACAACUACCGCUUCCUCUCCAACGGGAACGUCACUAUUCCCGGGCAGCAGGACAAGGACCUGUUCACGGAGACUAUGGAUGCCUUCAAGAUCAUGAGCAUCCCUGAGGAUGAGCUGAUCGGCUUGUUGAAGGUGGUCUCCUCUGUGCUGCAGCUCGGGAACAUGAGCUUCAAGAAGGAGCGCCACACAGACCAGGCCUCCAUGCCAGACAACACCGCUGCCCAGAAGGUGAGCCACCUGAUGGGCAUGAACGUGACCGACUUCACCCGGGCCAUCCUGUCCCCGAGGAUCAAGGUGGGCCGAGACUACGUGCAGAAAGCUCAGACUCAGGAGCAGGCGGAGUUCGCCGUGGAGGCUUUAGCUAAAGCUACGUACGAGAGGAUGUUCCGCUGGCUCGUCAUGAGGAUCAACAAAGCUCUGGACAAAACCAAGAGGCAGGGGGCGUCCUUCAUCGGCAUCCUGGACAUCGCCGGCUUCGAGAUCUUUGAGCUGAACUCCUUCGAGCAGCUGUGCAUCAACUACACCAACGAGAAGCUGCAGCAGCUGUUCAACCACACCAUGUUCAUCCUGGAGCAGGAAGAGUACCAGAGGGAGGGCAUCGAGUGGAGCUUCAUCGACUUCGGCCUGGACCUGCAGCCCUGCAUCGACCUCAUCGAGAAACCCGCCAGCCCCCCCGGUAUCCUCGCUCUUCUGGACGAGGAGUGCUGGUUCCCCAAAGCCACCGACAAGAGCUUUGUGGAGAAGGUUCUCCAGGAGCAGGGCACACACCCCAAGUUCUUCAAACCAAAGAAACUGAAGGAUGAAGCCGACUUCUGCGUCAUCCAUUACGCCGGAAAGGUGGACUACAAGGCUGACGAGUGGCUGAUGAAGAACAUGGACCCUCUGAACGACAACGUGGCUUCUCUGCUCAACCAGUCCACCGACAAGUUUGUCUCUGAGCUCUGGAAGGACGUGGACCGCAUCGUGGGUCUGGAUAAAGUCUCUAUGGCCGAUAUGCCCGGUGCCUUCAAGACCCGUAAAGGCAUGUUCCGCACAGUCGGCCAGCUGUACAAAGAGCAGCUGUCCAAACUCAUGGCCACUCUGAGGAACACCAACCCUAACUUUGUCCGCUGCAUCAUCCCCAACCACGAGAAGAAGGCCGGUAAACUGGAACCUUUUCUGGUUCUGGACCAGCUGAGGUGCAAUGGAGUUCUGGAGGGGAUCCGUAUCUGCAGACAGGGCUUCCCCAACCGCAUCGUCUUCCAGGAGUUCAGACAGAGGUAACAGGAGAAAUAC